Molecule: messenger RNA, 1118 nt
Organism: Sesamum indicum (sesame)
Lineage: Eukaryota; Viridiplantae; Streptophyta; Magnoliopsida; Lamiales; Pedaliaceae
Product: NADH-ubiquinone oxidoreductase 24 kDa subunit
Biological process (GO): mitochondrial electron transport, NADH to ubiquinone
Cellular component (GO): respiratory chain complex I
Molecular function (GO): NADH dehydrogenase activity
Source: RefSeq, a predicted model, not a curated record
CCCCCCCCCCCCCCACACCCCCCCCCAAUCUCCAUCCUCGUCAGUCUUCCACCUAAUAGAGCUUACAGUCGUUAAGAUUUAAACGGAAAAUGCUGGCCCGUGCCUCUCAACGCCUGCUUGAGAUCCGUCAAGCUUUCCGCCAGCUUCCUCAGGCGUCGCGAUCGUUCUCGACUGCGCUCAACUAUCAUAUUGAUAGUCCGGAUAAUAAUCCAGACCUUCCAUGGGAAUUUACUGAUGCGAACAAAGAAAAGGUAAAGGAGAUAAUCUCUCACUAUCCAUCCAACUAUAAGCAAUCUGCUGUGAUUCCUUUGCUUGAUCUUGCACAACAGCAACAUGGAGGUUGGCUCCCAGUUUCAGCGAUGGAUCACGUUGCUAAGAUAAUUGAAGUUGCUCCCAUCCGCGUAUAUGAGGUUGCAACUUUCUACUCGAUGUUCAAUAGAACGAAGGUUGGUAAAUACCACCUUUUGGUUUGUGGCACCACACCUUGCAUGAUACGUGGUUCUAGAGAAAUUGAAGACGCAUUACUGAAACACCUAGGAGUAAAGCGCAAUGAAGUAACUAAAGAUGGCCUGUUUUCUGUUGGAGAAAUGGAAUGUAUGGGAUGUUGUGUAAAUGCUCCAAUGAUUACAGUUGCUGACUACUCCAAUGGAUCUGAAGGAUACACCUACAACUAUUAUGAGGAUGUUACCCCGAAGCGCGUUGUUGAGAUUGUUGAGGCUCUGAGAAGAGGGGAGAAACCACCGCGUGGCACACAAAAUCCUCAACGCAUCAACUCAGGACCAGAAGGUGGGAACAGUACAUUGUUAGGCGAGCCUAAGGCUCCUCCAUGCCGGGAUCUUGAUGCUUGCUAAAUAAGUUGAUUUUCCCUCAUUGUUCCUAAUAAUGAUGAAAAAUUGUUGGAAGCUCGGAGCAUCUGUAGGAUGUAAGCUGUUGAUUACCCGAAUGAAUUCAAGAUUUCAUGUUUUUGUUGGCUCUUUAUGCCAGUCAUGAUAUGGAAGGAGUUUUUCGGAGAGUUGUUCAUUUUUACAUCAGGUGAUAAUGUUAUUGCCACCAAAAUAGACCUCGAAAACCUUGUACUAGCAAAUCCUGGGUAUAAAAUAACCUCGCUUGUGUGGUAA